GUACACGAAAAACUUGCAAGAAUCAUGCAGUCUGUCCUAAUACGCCUGUAAUACAGGUUGAUAAAGAGAAUCUAUAAUUGGCGUUUUUUUAUCGGUUCGUCGUCGGAUUGAAAGGAGAAACGAGAACGUCGGUUCCUAUGUGUAAUCACGCGAUGCCUGAAUAAUGUUUUGGUUAACCGUAACGAACACGAUCGUCUGCAGUUUGCCAUACGUAGAUCGUCUCAAUUGUAAAACAGGGGGAUAAUCACCCUUGUUGGUCGAUACUUCCCAUGAAAAGUGCAACGAGAAAAAUCUUUCAUCAUCCACUUGUUACAAGCAUGGAUCAUUCCAGAAUAUUUGCAACUAAUAUAUCUUCCGCUGUAGAAGAAGUGAGGCCUCACGUGGAACACCAGCCCGGCGUUUCAUACGGUACGUUAGUAAACGUUCAAGGGAUUGAAAAUUCAGUGACAGACAGCGUCUCUCCUUUGCCUGGUAACUUUGUCAUCGACAUCGAUGAGCAGCCAAGUACAAGUUUGAACGAUGGCUCGACUCACGACACGAGUCAUCACCAUCGCCACGAGACAAGUGCAACGUACAAUCUUUUAGGAGAUACACGCGAAACUGCGAACGAGGCAGGUGACAGUCAAACUAACGAUAAUACUAACAACGUUAUCAGUCAUAGUAACAGUAAUAACGAUGUGGACGAAACGUCAGCGGAGGCAGUGCAAAUCAGUCAGAGACUCUGCAGAGAAGUUAAGAGAUACGUGCCUCUCCUUCUCAUUCUCUUCUUGAAAGGGCUGUACGAUCACAGGACCAAUAUAUUGAACUUUAUAGUGUUGAUCGUUACGUUUAAUUAUAGUAAUAAUGUAGUGAAACGUGAGAUCGCAAAGCAGAACAAUAAAAGUUGGCUGUCACUUUUAAUCAUUACAUGUUACAUUGUUGGAUGCAUAGUUUUUAUUCAUUUCGAAUACGAGACACACAUAUUUUCUCCUUAUACGCAACCUCUCACAAUCUGGGAGCUACUCUGGUCAGUUUUGAUAACUGAUUUUGUUUUGAAAUUAAUCACGAUUAUUUUUAAAGUACUCGUAACGUGUCUGCCUUCAAAGAUUCUGGCGCUACGCAAAAGGGGUAAAUAUUUCUUCAUGGUGGAAGCAACGUCUCAACUUUACAGAUGCGUUGCACCUGCACAAUCGUGGCUGUAUUAUCUUUACGAGAGUUAUCAGGGUCCAGAGAAGAUCGUCGGGAUAUUUUUGUCUCUGUUGUACACAGUGACCAAAGGGCCCGACUUGUUGUCCCGUAUAAGAUUGUUUCAAACCGCUGUUUGGAAGUUACUACAAAACGUGAAUUUAGGCGUGUCGCCGUCGAAAGAACAAUUAAUAGCGUCAGGUGGGAUUUGCGCGAUUUGCCACGGAGAAUAUUCGACGCCUGUAAGACUACACUGUAAGCACAUCUUCUGCGAAACGUGUGUCGUUACGUGGCUGAAUCGAGAGUGCUCGUGUCCAUUGUGUCGAGCGACGAUCACGGACGAUCCUAUCUACCGGGAUGGACACACGACCCACUUCAUACAAGUGUAUUGACUCCCAUACGUUGUGUAAUAUACAAAAUUAUAUUUUUUCAUUUGUUGAUGGAAGAGUUCGUAUCGAACAACACGGACUCUUAAUAUACGUGACACAUAAACCUC
Ceratina calcarata is the source of this 1660-nucleotide messenger RNA. It is a transcript of the gene Rnft2, whose product is annotated as ring finger protein, transmembrane 2. Bases 270 to 1556 code for a protein of 428 amino acids. The record is from RefSeq and is a predicted model, not a curated record. NCBI's taxonomy places the organism in Eukaryota, Metazoa, Arthropoda, Insecta, Hymenoptera, Apidae. Gene Ontology annotation, molecular function: metal ion binding; ubiquitin protein ligase activity. Gene Ontology annotation, biological process: positive regulation of ERAD pathway. The transcript is spliced from 5 exons.